AUGAUUGCAAACAAAACGCAUUUGGUUCAUCCCACCAAAAGAAGAAAAACAUCAUCACCAUCAUCACCACCAUCAUCAUCAACGGAUUGGUCUAGAGGACUUCACACCGACUCCUGGGAAUCAAUCCUAAACCGAUUAUCCGCCGUUGAAUUGCUUGAUCAACCACCAUUGCUCAUGCUUCCUUGUCAUCAUGAUCAAGACAAUAAAAAUAGCCGUUGCUUAUACAAUCUUGCAGAGAAAAAGGUGUAUAAGCAACUAACCAAUAUCCCAAAAGUCUUGGGUCACACUCGUUGCAUUGGAUCAUCUCAUGGGUGGCUGAUAUUUUUGGACGACCAAAAAGCAAUCCCAUACAUCCUCAAUCCAUUCUUGGAGGUUUGGAUUGAACUUCCUAUUUUUCGCGUUACCGGUGACAUUUACAGGACCUUUGAGAAGGCUGUACUAUCAGCAGACCCAAUUCACAGUGACAACACCUAUUGGGUUGUAGUAAUAUAUGGUGUUGCUUCUUCAAAGCUUGCCUUUUCAAGGUGUGGAGGUAGUGAAUGGACUGCCCUCAAUGGUGUACAUCAACCCUAUUGUGAUAUCAUAUUCCACAAUCAUCAUAUUUUUGCUUUAGGUGAAACAGGUUCAGUUGAAAUUUGGGAUUUCAACACUUCUUUGAUCCCUACAAAAAAGAUGGACAUUAGGCCUUCUUUUCCUAGGAGUAAGUUUGAAUUUGAGAAUGUACUUGUUCGUGAGGCAGAUCUUCUUCUUGAAGAAGAUAACCCAAUGCAUUUGGUGUGUCCAUACAUGACAAAGGUUUUUCAUGUUUACAAGCUUGAUUUUGAUCUGAAAAAGUGGGUGGAACUGGAAUACUUAGGCGAUUGCAUGCUCUUUUUGGGUGGGAAUCACUCCAUUUCACUAUCACACAAUAGUUUUCCAAACUGGAAAGGGAAUUCAGUUUACUUCACUGAUGAUAAUUGGGAUCGAAUGAAUGGAGGUCAUGACACUGGCAGGUUUGAUUUGGAGGAUCAGAGAACAGAACUGAUUAAUGAAGAUGAUUUGCAGAAGAUUGAACCAGCACCCAUUUGGAUUGUUCCUAAUCCAUGCUAG
Cornus florida is the source of this 1089-nucleotide messenger RNA. RefSeq names its product F-box protein KIB2-like. The transcript has 2 exons. The record is from RefSeq and is a predicted model, not a curated record. Lineage: Eukaryota; Viridiplantae; Streptophyta; Magnoliopsida; Cornales; Cornaceae. Bases 1 to 1089 code for a protein of 362 amino acids.